UGGCCCCUAAACUGAAGUAUCGGUAUCCAGGCUGUCACCAUAGAGGUAGACGCUACGUUUUUGUCUGGAGGAAAACAGUUAACUGCUCAGAGAUGUCAGAGUAAACGGGACGAAUCGUGAUGGAGCUGACAGACACUUGAAGGAAUGGCAGAUUUCCCCCCGACUUCGCUGUCAAUACCUAUUUAAGAUUAGGAUUAAACAAACAAACAGGAAGUUGCAGCAGUGGAAAGUCUGCUCUGUUUGUGAUGGAGUUCCCCCAGCAUUCCCAGCAGCUGCUGUCAGCCUUGCGUUCACAGCGUCAGCGAGGCUUUCUCUGUGACUGCACUGUUAAUGUUGGAUCAACAUGUUUCCUGGCCCAUCGUGCUGUCUUGGCAUCCUGCUCUCCUUUCUUCCACAUGUUUUACUCUGAUUCCCCAGGGGGCAACAGUGGGAAUGGCACCAACAGUUCUGUCACACUCGAUAGUGAUAUUGUCACAUCUGCUGCCUUUGGAUUGCUCCUGGACUUUGUCUAUGAAGGUGUGCUGCAGCUUGAAGAUUCUCCACCUGUGGAGGACGUGUUAGCAGCUGCAAGCUUCCUGCACAUGAAUGAGGUAGUGAGAGUGUGCAAAAAACGGCUGCAGAGACGAUUGCCUGUGGCUGAGGCAGACAGCACCCGCUCUGAAGAGAACUCCAAUGUACAAAAGACAAGAGAGUCAAGAAGGGAGAGUGUGGGUGACGGUGUAGCAGAAGCCUCAGCAGCCAUAGGAGGAGAUCACUUAAAUCCUGUUGCCAUGGUAAUGCCACUCUCACCCGCCUCUAUGAUGAUUGUGGAGAGCAGAGAGGUUGAGUGUGUGAAGUCAGAGAGGAGGACUGCUGAAGGGUCAUCAGAGGCGCGGGUUCACACUCCUCUCAGCCCUGAUCUUGCUGACACCACUCAGCCGGGCAUGGAUGCUGCUCCUCUGCCAGCAGCCAAAGAGCUGGUGCACUCUCUUCCUGCUCCAGGGAAUCAUAUCAGAGUUGUGCCUGGAAGUCAGGGUGAAGGGUCAGCAUUUUGUAGCCCGUGUAGCACGACAGAAAUAUACAGCCAUAGCAACAGCAUCCACCAGCCUUCACCUCCAUCUUCGUCCUUGCUCGUCCCAGUGAGCCUGUCAGGCUGCCGUUCAGUCUCUACUCUUACAGAAUCGAGUUAUUCACCUGACAAUGAUUUUGUCAGGAAAGCAGCAGAGACAGAGCACAGAGGAACAUCAGAAGGAAGAGAGCAGAUGGUGAUUCCCAUCCAGGCGUCAGCGCUUGUCUCACACAUACAAACCAUCCCAAAUCAACAUGCUGCGCCCCAAAUCAGAAUCCAGAAGCCUGUGUUGCAAGGCCAAACUUCAGACUUUCUGACCAGUCCUCAGACACAAGCUGUGAAAGAACCUGUGGGAGAUGUGGGCAGAGUGAAGGCAGACAAUAGUGAUGAAGACAAUGUGAAAGUAAAGGUUGAAGCUAUAGUCAUAUCUGAUGAAGAGAUGGAGGAGGAGAAAGAUGAAAAGAGAGGUGAUCUGGGGAUAGAAGUAAUUGAUGACUUUGAAGAUGACAUCGGAGAGGAGGAGGAAGAGGAGCUGAACAGUCCACAGUUUCUCCAGUCCCACCCGCAGAUUGCAUCUCACCCAAGUGACUAUGCCUUUCCUCUUUCUCCCUCCUCUUCGUCCUCAGGAGCUGGGACUUCAACCCAGGAUGCCUCGUCCUUUCCUGCCCCCCUCCUUCCUCUGUCCUCACACCAGCAGCACCCAGACGCAUCCGCCUACUUUCAGGAUUCAAUGGGAAACUUCAUGGAGGACGUCCCCACGUGUGGCGUCUGUGGGAAGACAUUCUCAUGCACGUACACUCUGAGACGUCACGCCAUUGUGCACACACGUGAGCGGCCCUACGAAUGUCGCUACUGUUAUCGUAGCUACACGCAGUCAGGUGACCUCUACCGACACAUUCGCAAAGCUCAUGACCAUACGCUGCCGGCCAAACGCAGCAAGACAGAUGUGGAGGUGACACUUCCUCCUGACAACAAUGAAAAUGUCAUCCAAAAUUUCCCAAAAUCUAAGACAACUUCUUCAAAUGUCAUGUUUUAUCCAACCAACAGUUAAAACAAUGUAUUUUGUUACUAAAACAAUUGAAACAAGUUUUUGUUUAUUGACUGAUAAAUUUAAUGAAGUCAAGACAUUUAAAAUUGUUUUCUGGCGUUCUUCAGAAGCUGUUGUCAGUGUACUACCAUAGAUUUGACAUUCGUUGUUUUUUUAUAGUUUAGUAUAGUAUUUUAUAAGACAAAAAGUUUUUUUUAACCUUUGACCUGGAUAUCGGUUGCAGGGGCUGAACUAAAGGUUUACACCUGUUCAGACAAAAUGAAGUUCUGCAUAUUAUCAAAAUGAUUACCAACCACUACAGCGUAGCUAAGUAUAAGAAUCCACUUAAAGAUUCAAUUACAAUUAUGAACUUGCUUUCUUUUGGCCUGCAGUGUAUACUGUAGAGAAAACAGUCUGUGUUUGGACGGUAAAUGAUGUGGUGCAUUAAAUCCAAACAAAAAUAAGAUCUAAAAAAUGUUGUGUCUUGGAUGAUACCACAUUUAUUCUGUUGGCAUUCUAACAAUGAGUCAGCACUGAUGUAGAAUUGUAGUCACACAUGUAGUUGAAGGUGGAUUUUGGCUGGUAUCCCAAUGUCAUUCAGUAGUGAAGGCUUUAUGCGACGUUCUUAAUAAUCUAAUUUUAAAAGUAGAGACUGUCUGACUUGUUUCACAGUGGUACUUGUUAAAUGUUAUCAGAUUUGCACUUUAUUUUGCACUAGAACUUCUCUCCACAUCUUGGACUCUCUCUUCAGUGCCAAUUACAUGUUGAACGUAAAGAAAACUAGGUUUGCCUGUUUUCAGGUACAGUGUCUGAGAGGGAUGAUGAAUAUUGUUUGUAUUUUCUAAUUUUGUAUCAUUUUAACCUGCUUUUUAAUCUGAGCCUCUACAGCUGAACUUGUUUCUCUGCUUCAUUUCAACUGUUGUUAGAGAUGGUCCUA
This is a messenger RNA of Cynoglossus semilaevis (tongue sole), 3012 nucleotides long. It is a transcript of the gene zbtb3, whose product is annotated as zinc finger and BTB domain containing 3. Gene Ontology annotation, biological process: regulation of transcription by RNA polymerase II. The record is from RefSeq and is a predicted model, not a curated record. Gene Ontology annotation, molecular function: protein binding; DNA-binding transcription factor activity, RNA polymerase II-specific; RNA polymerase II cis-regulatory region sequence-specific DNA binding. The transcript has 4 exons. The coding region runs from base 246 to 2099 and encodes 617 amino acids. Lineage: Eukaryota; Metazoa; Chordata; Actinopteri; Pleuronectiformes; Cynoglossidae.